Messenger RNA from Drosophila kikkawai, 1475 nucleotides. RefSeq names its product regulation of nuclear pre-mRNA domain-containing protein 1B. NCBI's taxonomy places the organism in Eukaryota, Metazoa, Arthropoda, Insecta, Diptera, Drosophilidae. The record is from RefSeq and is a predicted model, not a curated record. Gene Ontology annotation, molecular function: RNA polymerase II complex binding. Gene Ontology annotation, biological process: mRNA 3'-end processing.
UCUAGGUCACACUGUUGACAAAAAUCUGGGCCGGAUCGACGAGAAUUUUUAAAAGUUAUUAUAUGAGACUGGCCACAGGAUAUCGGGGAGCAGGAAGUGACUAGAAGACUUCACUUCAAUUCGUGUUAUCAACACACCGUAAUACCCUGCAGCGGAAGCAACUAGAGCAGCCAUGUCCGCGUUCACAGAGUCGGCGCUCCUAAAGAAGCUGGCCGAGCUGAACAGCAGCCAGCAGAGUAUCCAGACGCUGUCCUUGUGGCUGAUUCACCACCGCAAGCAUAGUGCGGCGAUUGUGAAGACCUGGCAGCGGGAGCUGGAAAACGUGUCGGAGCCCAUGAAGAAGCUGACGUUCAUGUACCUGGCCAACGAUGUCAUCCAGAACAGCAAGAAGAAGGGGCCAGAGUACGGCAAGGAGUUUAGCCAUGUCCUGGCGAAAGUCUUCUCCCACAUAGGCGAAAAGUGCAGCACGGAUAAGCUGCUCGGUAGCUUGGGCCGCAUCCUCAACAUCUGGCUAGAGCGGGGUGUCUACGAUCCCAAGGUUAUAGCCGAUUGGCGGUCGCGUCUCAAUCGGGAAGGUAGCAGCAAUGGUGGCAAGUCCAAUGGCGAAUCGAACAAGACGGAGACCAAGGAUUCAAAGAGGGAGGAGAAAUCGGAGCGACGGGAGAAGCGUAAGCACGAGGAUCGUCACUCCAAGUCAAAGCGUCAGCGGCAUCAUCACCACAGCAGCAGUGCCAGCUCCUCCAAUCAUGCUGCAACAGCGGCAGCGGAGGAGAACAUUGUUGCAGAGCAGCCAGAAAAUGGCCACACCCCGCCUUACCUGCCACUGGGUGAACCACCAGAGCCCGAGGAGCUAAUCAAGGCGCUAACCAGUAUCGAGAACUCCGCCUCCAGCGAUGCGGUGGUUCGUGAACGGAUUGCCAAGCUGCCCCAGGAAAUAUCAGAGAUUAGCUGCAUCAGCAAAUUGGAGGACAAGGACAAGGCCAAGGCCUUGGCCCUGCAGGUCAACGAAGCUGUGGACCUGCUCAAUGAUUACAAUGCUCGUCUGGCGGCCGAAAUGGAGGAGCGCACCAAACUGGCCACCAUGCUGCGUGACUUUCAGGCAGAGCAAAAGGAGCUGCUGUCCCAGGCAGAGCAACGCCUCGAUGAACACAAGAAGAAACUGGCCAAGAUGCUGGGCCUGCAGAAGGAGAUACACGACCAUCUCUCUAACCUGCCCGAUCUGACCCAAUUGCCGGAUGUGACCGGUGGACUGGCGCCCCUGCCCUCCGCUGGCGAUCUCUUCAAUGCCCUGCACUGAUAACCACAACUGAAAAAGAAACCACUUAAAGUCAACCCUAGCGUUUAUACUAUUAUAUAUAUAUUUGCAAUUGUCCCCCGUACGAGCACCAUGUCCUAAGCCCGCAUCCACUGAUUGUAAUCCCCUUUAAAACACACACUAAUGACGGUUAAAUAGAGCAUAUAAUUGCAAGCAAAAA